Molecule: messenger RNA, 1581 nt
Organism: Notolabrus celidotus (New Zealand spotty)
Lineage: Eukaryota; Metazoa; Chordata; Actinopteri; Labriformes; Labridae
Product: nuclear receptor-interacting protein 3-like
Exons: 7
Coding region: 170-910 (246 amino acids)
Biological process (GO): proteolysis
Molecular function (GO): aspartic-type endopeptidase activity
Source: RefSeq, a predicted model, not a curated record
AAACCGGAAGUCACACUGUCCACCUGUCUGACUUGAUCACCUGUCAUGACAGAGGAGUCUCAUCUUCACCACUGAAGUCAUCACCGGGGAUUCCUUGUUAUUGGACCCAGUCUGUACACAGGUGCAGAUCAGACGGACCCUCACCGCCUCGGCUCUGGUACCCGGCGCCAUGUUGAAGGGGACUCGGUCUGAGACUCGGGGGGAGACUCGGGGGGACCCCGUGGUCCUGGAUGCUGCGGCUAUGAGGCAGCAGAGGAGGCUGAAGCAGGCGAUCCAGUUCCUCCAUAAGGACUCUGCUGAUCUGCUCCCUUUGGAUGGACUGAAGAAGCUCGGGACAUCUAAACAGGGGCAGCCACAUCACAUCAUCCAGAAGCGCCUGCUGGAGUCCAAGCUGACCAGAGGAAGGAUGAACAUGUGUGGAGAGACUCAGAACAGUGGAGUCCUUCUGAACUGUAGUCAUUUACAUUCAUAUGAGGAUGAGGAAGAAGAGGAGGAAGAUUUGAUUUAUGUUCCCUGCACGUGUUUAGGACAGGAGGUGAACAUGCUGAUCGACACCGGCUGCAAGCUGAACUUGAUGUCUUCACUGACUGUAGAGAGAUCAGGUUGGAAAGAGCUGGUUGAAGAGAACAAAAUGGAGACGGAUGGUUUUCCGUUUCAGCGGAAGCUUUGCAUCGACGGACAAAUCAGAGAACUCAGCCUCUACAUCGGACAGCUCAGGAUAAUGUGCUCCUUUGUUGUAGUGGAAAGUAACCAACCUCUGAUGUCUCUGGGCUACAAGACAUUAAAGGCACUCAAGACUGUGAUCGACACAGAGAAGCAGAUGUUGGUGUUUGGGACAAAUAUGAGGGAGCAGGUUCAGUUUGCCAAAACGCCAAACAAUGAAAGUUCCCACAACUUCAGUGACCUGUGACUCAGCUUCCCUGACCUCCAACACACACACACACAUGGUGACCAAAAGCAAUACAACAAUCCACACUUAUACAACUACAGACCUUUUUUGAGACGUCUUGAUUUCUCACCUCAGAACCUCUCACUUUCUCCCGGUCUGAAAACACACACUGAUUUUAAAUAAAGAUGGUGUUUUGCACAGCAGCAUUUCACACCCACACACACACAAAAACAGUCCCUUUGUGUAGCAGUGAGUAGCAUUGAUGUAGCAGUAGCUGUCACUACAGUGGUUCGUUUGCACAGCUGAAAACAAAGUAUUAAACCAACUAGUGGUAGCCUCCUGUAGAUUUUGAGAUUCUGAUAGAAUUGUGACUUCUAGCUCUUGUAGAAACCUACAUAUUGUUCUGAUUCAGAUAUAUUAUUCUAUGAGUAUAUUUAUAGCUUGAAGAGGCUGUUGGAGAAAAGAGGAUUGUGCAGAAGGGGAGUUUAAAAGUUAAGCACAAGUUGUUGUAUUCAGAGCAAUGGUAUUUUGUAUUAUUGUAAAUGUCUUUUGUAGUUGAAAACAUGUAUUUGCAUUGAGGUCACUGCCUUGUAAUGUUUACAAAAAGAUAACAACACGUGUGAUAUGUUUUAUCACUCUACUGUAGCAAAGGUGCAGCACUCGAUAUAAGAAUAAAAUCCUACAUGCUGUGA